This is a messenger RNA of Hibiscus syriacus, 852 nucleotides long. RefSeq lists its product as uncharacterized. NCBI's taxonomy places the organism in Eukaryota, Viridiplantae, Streptophyta, Magnoliopsida, Malvales, Malvaceae. The transcript has 2 exons. The record is from RefSeq and is a predicted model, not a curated record. The coding region runs from base 82 to 702 and encodes 206 amino acids.
AUAUACACGGACAUCAAUCUAAUCUAUUUGAUUCAUCGUUUUUCUCUCAGAUCCUAGUAUUGUUUAUAUGUAUAUAUAUUGAUGGGCAAUUCAUUAGCUCCUUGUUUCCAUUCAAAUCCAAUGUCUUCAGUGAAGCUGAUAUUCUGGGAAGGAAACACGAGAACCCUAACCGGAAAACACAUCGCCGGCGAGGUCAUGUUUGAGUUCCCGGACAAGAUGGUUUGUCAUUCGGACUCUUUCUUCAUCGGUCACCCCAUCCCAGCUUUAUCCAUGGACGACCAUCUCAUUCCAGGCCGAACUUACUUCGUUCUCCCACUAGAUCGCUUUGCAUGCAAUGUCUUGACAGCUUCUUCUCUCGCCGCCUUAAACUCUAGGUCUAGCCCUAAACCUGCUCCGAUCAACUUCGGCGCUUGCCCUUUCGAGUACGUUAAAGGUGGCGAUGGUAGGGUAUUGAUCAAAGUGGUGCCGGAGUUUAUAACAAGUUUGAUUACUAAAAGCAAGGAAGGAGAUGAAACUGGGAGCGAUGGUGGGAAUGGUUUUCUUUGCAGUACGCCGGAGCUGAAGAAGCGUUACGAGACCCUGGUCGGGUCUAAACAACAAGGCUGGUCGCCUAAACUUGAGACGAUCUCAGAGUAUAAGGUCAGGCGUUCGCCUUGCAGGUUCAUAGGGUUGGAAUGGAAACAAAGGGAAAAUCAACAAUGAUUUUACUCUAAUUUCCGCUAAAGGUAAAAUGGGAUGUAUUCAUAUUGUUCAUCUCCCUUUUUAACUGUUAAUAUAUAGGAAAUUAUUAGUGGUACUUAAUCUGGGGUUGUUCUUAUUUUGAUUUACUUUAAUUGCUCCUAUUUAAUUAAU